AAAAUGGAGUUCGCCACGGUCAAAGGAAAAACGAUGGAGUUCGCGGAGCGCGCCCACCUCUUCAUGGGAGCGCUCUUCAGCCGCUGCGAGGUCGUCACCUACGCCAUCACCGGCGUCAUCGCCCUCUCCCUCACGCUGACUGCGGAUCCCGACCGAGCCGCGUGGGCGUGGGCCGCGGCGGGCUGGGGCGCGCUCUCUGCCGCAUCGUUCGUGAUGGGCGCGCUUCUGGGCGUAAACGGGCUGGUCGGGACGGCCAUCUUUCGCGCGGCGCUGAUGGCGUUUGGAGGCGGCGCGUUGCUGGAGGCGGGCGCCGUCGAGAUCUUUGCCCACCUGCUCCACGAGGACCACGACACGCCCGGUGUCGGCAUCGUCGGAAUCUUGGGCGGCUUCUUCGGCAUCGCCUUUUACGUGUGCAUGCACCGCAUGCUCGGCCACAUCGGCGAGCGGAAGAAGCGGCAGCGAAAAGGCCUCAUCUCCGCGGCCAACGGCGGCGCUCAGCCGGUCCCAGAGAAGCUGAAGGCCGUCGUGGAGGCGGUGGAGAGGCUGAAGGAUAUGGUCGUGGAGGCGGUGGAGAGGCUGAAGGGCUUGGUCGUGGAGGCGGUGGAGAGGCUGAGGGGCUUGGUCAGCAAGACCCGCACCCGCAUCGUCGACGUCGAGCGCGCGCCCCUAGAUGAGGGCCACCGACCCGUGGGGAGUAGCCGCUUCCUGGACGGACCAGGGCCGCACUCCGCUGCGUUGAGCUCGCACGCACCACCGCUGCCGUCCGCGCUCGCCUCUCCGGAGGAGGACGGCGCCGACCUCAAGACGCAGAAACUGGAGGACGGUGAGGCGGUGGCAGACGGGGCGGCAGGCGAAGGAGCGGAGGGAGGCGCCGAGGCCAGCGCCGAGGUGGCCGGGGGGGGGGCCGGGGAGCGGACCUUCUCGGAGCGUCUCUCUACGCGGGAGGAGGCGACGCCGGCGACACCGGCACCGGCGCCAGCGGCGGAGGCGGCGGAGGCGGCGGCGGGCGGCGGCGGCGAUGUUCUUGUCAAUGCUGAUGAUGGCGCGACAUUUGGCCUCGACAUUGUCGCGCCCGAAGGGGGGGCGCUGAUGCCGGAGUCGCCGCCGUGGCAGGACACGCCCACGCCCAAGAAGCUCGCGCCGCC
Molecule: messenger RNA, 1145 nt
Organism: Emiliania huxleyi CCMP1516
Lineage: Eukaryota; Haptophyta; Isochrysidales; Noelaerhabdaceae
Exons: 4
Source: RefSeq, a predicted model, not a curated record